AUGAGGGGAGCUAUCCUGGCCACCGCGGCCGCCUUUGCCGGCCAGGCCGUUGCUGAUGUCCACAUGCGCCGUCACGCUCACGAGGGUCUGCACCACCGCGCCCUCCACGGGUCUGCUCCUGCCGUCCCAUCUUCCUCUGCUGUCGCUGAGGAGGAGUGCGGCUGCACCACCGAGGUCAUCUCGUACUAUGGCGAACCGACCACCAUCCCUCUCUCCGUUCCCACCAGCACCGUGACCUCGGAGACCACUGCCACCGUCGAGUCCACCAGCUACAGCACUGUCACGGUCACUGCCACUUCCUCUGCUCCCCCAGCUGAGAGCCCCGUCGAGACCCCCUCCGAGACUCCCGCUCCCACCCCCGAGGUCACCCUUCCCACCCCCGGCCUGAGCACCUACACCGCGCCUGGCACCUACACUGUGCCCGCCACCACCCUGACCGUCACAGACACAACCACUGUCUGCGGUGCCACCAGCACCGACCUCCCCAGCGGUACCCACACCUUCGGUGGUGUCACCACCGUCGUCGAGACUGCCACGACCGUCACUUGCCCCUACGCCACCGUUAAGCCUAGCGGCAGCACCGUGACCAGCGUCAUCGAGACCACCACCUAUGUCUGCCCCAGCGCCGGUACCUACACCAUUGCUCCUACCACCACCAGCGUGCCCGCCGACACCGUUAUUGUGUACCCCACCCCGGCCACCUACACCCCUGGUACCUACACCAACCCUGGCACCACUGUCACUGUGACCAACACUGACUACACCUACGUCUGCCCCUUCACCAACGGCAAUGAGCCCACCAGCACUCCUGCCACCAACACUGCUGUCCCCACCACCACUGCUCCGGCUUCGACCACCACUGCUGCCGCCAGCACCACCUCUUCUACUGCCACCAGUGUCCCCACCGGCACCAGUGGUGACCACAUGGGAAUGACCUUCACUCUAUUCAAGGGUCACAACGACUGCUACUCCAAGUCUGAAGUCUUGGAGAAGAUCGGUAACCUCAAGCAGAAGGGUUUCUCCCACGUUCGUGUCUACGACACCCAGUGCGGCACUCUCGAGAAAGUCGGUGAGGCUUGCAAGACCCAUGGUAUGAAAAUGAUCCUCGGUGUCUUCACCGACGGCACCGAGAAGCAACAGGUUGAUGAUAUUGCCAAGUGGGCUCAGUGGGACCUUGUCUCUCUCAUUGUCGCUGAAAACGAGGCUAUUACCGGCGGCAGCUUGCAGCCCGCUGAGGUUGUCCAGAUGAUUAGCGAGUGGAGAUCGACCUGGAAGGCUGCCGGAUACACUGGCAAGAUCACCAUCGCGGAGCCCAUCGAUGUGUGGCUCAAGGACGGCAGCACCCUCUGCCCUGCCGUGGACGAACUCGGUGCCAACCUUCACCCCUUCUUCAACGCAGCGUUCAGUGCUUCCCAGGCCGGUGAACUUGUCGGCAACCAGAUCCGUGACUUGAAGCAGGUUUGCUCUGGCAAGGAUGUUAUCAACCUUGAGACUGGUUGGCCCAACGCCGGUAACGCCAACGGUUUGGCUGUCCCUGGAGUCUCCCAGCAGGCCAUUGCCCUCAAGUCCCUCAGGGAGGCAGUUGGUGAUGUCUCUGUCUUCUUUUCGUACGAGGAUGACUCGUGGAAGGCCGACCAGAAGGGCUCGAGUUCGGGCAACGAGUUCGGCGUUGAGGCCCACUGGGGCUGCUUUGACCAGUUCUAA
This is a messenger RNA of Aspergillus versicolor CBS 583.65, 1704 nucleotides long. RefSeq names its product putative cell wall glucanase (Scw11) (gene btgE). Gene Ontology annotation, cellular component: extracellular region; cell surface; fungal-type cell wall. Gene Ontology annotation, biological process: cell wall organization. Bases 1 to 1704 code for a protein of 567 amino acids. The transcript is spliced from 2 exons. Gene Ontology annotation, molecular function: 1,3-beta-glucanosyltransferase activity; glucan endo-1,3-beta-D-glucosidase activity. The record is from RefSeq and is a predicted model, not a curated record. Lineage: Eukaryota; Fungi; Ascomycota; Eurotiomycetes; Eurotiales; Aspergillaceae.